Messenger RNA from Pyricularia pennisetigena, 321 nucleotides. RefSeq lists its product as uncharacterized. NCBI's taxonomy places the organism in Eukaryota, Fungi, Ascomycota, Sordariomycetes, Magnaporthales, Pyriculariaceae. The transcript is spliced from 2 exons. The record is from RefSeq and is a predicted model, not a curated record. The coding region runs from base 1 to 321 and encodes 106 amino acids.
AUGAAGAUGGGAGUGACGCUCCUGGACCCGAGUUACCGAACCUCCCCUCUCGACACGGGCAAAGGCGGCGAGGAUGAGCGACGUCAGGAUUCAGGACCAAGCAGCGCAAGGACGCAAAGUAGUUUGAGCAUGCAGCAGCCAUCGUUGCUCCCCAGCAAUUAUGUGAACCGCGCCCUCUUCCGUGCCCCGGUGGCCAACGGUGCCGCGCCGCCGCCGCCAGAGUUUGCAUCAGUUGACGACCAUUUGGCACAGGGCCCCGUCUCGGAUGUUUGCUCCGACAACUCUGAUCCAAACAUGUUAGGGGCCCCCUGGGUUGAAUAA